Molecule: messenger RNA, 1623 nt
Organism: Alternaria atra
Lineage: Eukaryota; Fungi; Ascomycota; Dothideomycetes; Pleosporales; Pleosporaceae
Exons: 2
Coding region: 1-1623 (540 amino acids)
Biological process (GO): ketone body catabolic process
Molecular function (GO): succinyl-CoA:3-oxo-acid CoA-transferase activity
Source: RefSeq, a predicted model, not a curated record
AUGGACUCACUACCUACAUCAUAUCGGCUGCUAACAGCUCUGCCGUCGCGGUUAUGUUCUCGACGUCCUCUCCCCGCACAAUUACGAGCCGCGCGACUCCCACCGCGAUGGCGGUUUACGGGUCAGCUGCGAGGCAUCAGUCAAGGCGCUCCAACAAUCGACCGGUCGAAAUCAAAACUCUUCAAAGACGCCGAUGAAGCAGUCGCGGAUGUGCAACCGGGCUCCACGGUCCUGAGUGCAGGCUUCGGGCUGUGCGGUGUUGCAGAAACACUCAUCAGAGCGAUGAAGAAACGAGGACCACAAUCAUUACACUCCCUGACAGCCGUCUCCAACAAUGCUGGCAUUGAGGAUGUAGGAGGCCUAGCGCAUCUUACCAAGAAUGGGCAAGUCAAGAAGCUCAUCAUCAGCUUUCUGGGGAACAACAAGGCAUUGGAGAAGCAAUAUUUGAGUGGCGGUAUCGAGAUUGAGCUAUGUCCACAAGGUACGCUUGCGGAGAGGAUAAGAGCUGGUGGUGCAGGCAUUCCAGCAUUCUACACACCCACAGCUGUCAACACCUUGCUACAAGACGGAGAGAUCCCCGCCAAAUUUGACAAGGAAGGAAAAGCUGUCGGGUUUGGCCAGAAGAGGGAGGUCAGAGAGUUCAAUGGCAAGAAGUUUCUCAUGGAGACUGCUUUGACCGGCGAUGUUGCGAUCAUUCGAGCACACAAGGCGGACGAGGCUGGCAAUUGUGUUUUCAGAUACACAACCAAGGCAUUUGGUCCGAUCAUGGCCAAAGCUGCCCGCCUAACCAUCGUCGAAGCCGAAGAGAUCGUUCCAAUCGGUACCUUUGAUGCAAAUGACAUUGACCUUCCUGGUAUCUUCGUCGACCGCAUCGUUCCCUCUACCGCGCCCAAGAACGUGGAAAUCAAGAAGCUUCGAAAACCCGCUGCUUCCACAGACACAUCCUCCAAGAACGAGGCCGCAGAGCGUCGCGACCGAAUCGCUCGCCGAGCAGCAAAGGAGCUAAAGCAAGGAUACUACGUCAACUUGGGUGUCGGUAUCCCAACGGCAGCAGCAUCUUUCGUCCCCGACGGCGUGAAGGUGUGGCUACAGUCUGAGAACGGUAUUCUAGGCAUGGGCCCUUACCCUACCGAAGAGGAGCUCGACCCCGACAUUAUCAACGCUGGUAAAGAGACCGUCACACUCCUACCUGGUGCUUCAACGUUCGAUUCCGCAGAGUCAUUCGGCAUGAUCCGUGGUGGCCACGUCGAUGUUUCUAUCCUAGGCGCUCUCCAAGUCAGCGCCUCUGGCGACCUAGCAAACUACAUGGUUCCUGGAAAGGUUUUCAAGGGCAUGGGUGGUGCUAUGGAUCUCGUCAGCAACCCGGAGGCUACUAAGGUGGUGGUGGCUACUGAGCAUGUUGCAAAGGAUGGAUCAAGCAAGAUUGUCCAAGAAUGUAAGCUGCCUUUGACCGGGGCCAAGUGCGUUAGCACUAUCAUCACGGACAUGUGCGUGUUUGAGGUUAACAGGAAGCGUGGUACUUUGACACUUACGGAGACUGCGCCUGGAGUGAGUGUUGAGGAUGUCAGGGCGAAGACGGAUGCGAAGUUUGAGGUUGCGCCAGAUGUCAAGACCAUGGAAUAG